Symbiodinium pilosum is the source of this 1680-nucleotide messenger RNA. Lineage: Eukaryota; Dinophyceae; Suessiales; Symbiodiniaceae. The record is from the annotation of a GenBank genome assembly.
AUGGCAAAGACGGCUCGCGCGGUUUCAGUUCUGCUUGCGGGAGUUUGCCUCUGCUGCCUCCCGGCCUUCGUGCCGGGGCCUGGUCGCUUUGCUCGCAGUGUGGCCCCUGCAGCUGUUGGGGCUGGGGCGCUGGGCAUGCUUGGCGCAGCUCCUGCCUACGCCGACAAGAUCGAUGAUGCCGCCAAAGUCCUCUCAGAGAAGUCCUAUCCUUUCCUGAAGGAGAUCGAUUGGACCUCGGACGUCUAUGCCAAGCUCCCCACGCAGCCUCCUCUGAAGGCGAUUGCCAACAUGGAUUCCAAAGGCGUGGCGACGCUGGCCGAUUACACCGCCAUCAACUGCCACCAUGCGAAUACCUCCUGGACUACCAGUCCUCGGUGGUGGCGGAGCCCACUUUUCGGCGACCAAAUUCGAAGGUCGUACCGGAUGCAAUGGGUUGUGGGAGCUCUUUGCAUCUCCUUGUGGUUCGGCUAUCUCCUUUCAGUUCGAUGCAGGCGACUUUGCCUGCAUGGGCGCGCUGAUGCUUUGCCGGGGCAAAGCGCUAAGCAUCUGAAGCGCCUCUUCACCUUUCGGAGAAUGAGGCAGAGAAGGAGGAAGAAAAGGCCCAAGCCCAAAGUUGGGCGCAAGCUUGUUGCCAUUUGUGCCUUGCCGGUAGGCGGGCAACGAGUACCUGGGCGGCAACGCAGGCGGUGGAUGGGCUACACCUGUGGCCCUCGAGUUGGUGCACAUGGCUUGUUUGUCUAUGUGCCGGGCAAGCUGGCUGAUUGGGGCGCGGCUGGUCAUGGACGAGCUCGGCGUGUUCGCGGACCUCCAGGUGCAGCUGCUGGUGUCCUUCCAUGGGACAUGGUGGAUACUCCUUGUGGGCCUGUGCCUUGGGCUCAGUUCUGUCGAGGUGGUGGCCGAGAUGCUGACAAUGCUGUGCUGGAAGGUCUUCAAGAGUUCCUGGGCCGUUUUCGGCACGUGCCUGUUCAGGGAGACAGUCAAGCAGAGGCCAAGGGCUCUGGCAAAGACAAAGGCAAGCGCGGCAAGGGCGAAGGUGGCAAACCUGCUUUCUCCUCUUCGUCUACUACCCCUUUGGAGGCCAAUGCUGGCAAUAAGGGCAAAGGGCAAGGUGGUUCCAUCAGAAAUGAGGGUGAACUCCUGGCCGAGUUGGAGUUGGAGAAGUUGGUGGCUCGGGCCAAGCAGAACCCCAGCACCUUACUUGAAGACCUUCAGGGUCUGGCUCGACGGGCAUCGGCUGGCUAUGGUUCUGGGCGAGCUGCACGUCUCCAUAGGGCUACGCUGGCCAAGCAAGCUGCAGAAGGCCAUGGGACAGUGGACAAGCAACCUGUCAAGCAUGUGGAGCCGGAAUUCUGUCGGCCUGUGGGCGGAGAUGAGGAUGGCAAUGCUCCUUGGACUGUGGUUGCUAAGCGUCGUGUGCAGGACAAUGAGCAGCUUCCGGUUCAAAACUGGAUAGUGGAUCCCUUGGCUGGUGGCGUGGUUUCCUCUGCUCUAGCCGUCAAGCGGAUUUCUGAUGGCCUGCCUCUGCAAGCCACUUUGGUGGUGGCUCAUACCCAGUCCGAGGUGGACAAGCUGAUCUCCUUGGCCCGAGCCCAUGGCAUCACUGACAAGGUUGCGGUGGUAUGCAGGUUCACUCCGGAUGGCAAGGCGGGAACCAUGCAAUUGCCAUCAGUUGGUCCGUGA